Molecule: messenger RNA, 441 nt
Organism: Trametes versicolor FP-101664 SS1
Lineage: Eukaryota; Fungi; Basidiomycota; Agaricomycetes; Polyporales; Polyporaceae
Exons: 1
Coding region: 1-441 (146 amino acids)
Source: RefSeq, a predicted model, not a curated record
AUGGCGGAACUCGAGACCCAUCUGCAGACAUUGCAAAUGGAGCACAACUCAGAGCAGGAGCGGUUGCGUUGCUACCGAGAAGAACAUGACAAGGCCCACCUCAUCCAAGACAGGCUGGAGCAGGAGCGCAACAAGGCUUGCCAGCAGCUCGAGGAGGAGCAGCAGCAAAGGCAGGCCACGUUGACGACAGCAACAUUGUCAACAAGGCUCACCAUGCCUCCCAACCAGAGCACGUCGCACUGUCGCCGCGAUCCGAGGGAGGAAAGCCCUCGGAGGCAUAUGGCUGGGCCCUCCAUGUCUUUUGCGAUGCCCUACCCCACUCAGUUGAAUAUGGCUGGGUCAUCCAACCCCUACCCGUCCACCGCGCACAGGUCGUCUAUCGAGCACCCAAUGGUUGACUUUGAGAACACCUCGAGUGACGAGGAGGUGGACAAGCGCUGA